UAUCAGCAGCGAAUGUCACAUCAGUUGUACGCACUGAACCGAUUUGGCAAAACAUGCUUAUUUUUUCUACCAUGUGAAAAGUGUAGCAAAACAUUCGGUUUCUGAUAAACAGUGAAUCGAUUGUGUGGAAUACUUGUAUCUGGCUGACGGUGAUGAAAAUUUUCCAACUGCUCGUGUACAAACUGCUUGCGCGUGCGAUCGAUACCGUGAACAGAUACUUUAACCUGCGACGAUUACAUUACCUUCGGGAAGUGCUGGACAUAAACAUUGGCAUAUUUGUGCACCAAAUCAACAACCGAAGUGAAAUGAUGGCAAAACGUAAAGCCAUUUACGCUUUCCGUCCGUUCGAGGUAUGCGAUGUCGAUUACCGUAGCUCGAUUACCGCCACCAGCAGCAGGGUCGGUUCUGGCAAACGGUAUCCGAAAGCCAGGAGUGGCCAUCGAAUUGUUUGCAGCGAUGCAUCGCUAUAUUGCUACGGUGGAUUUAACCCUAACAAUUCAGGACGGGAUGGUAACAAUGAUCAGCGAGAAGAAUGGUUCCUGUUUCACGAGCUGUGGAAGUACGAUAUGAUACGUAAGGAGUGGACAUUGCUGUUGGAUGUAAAUAACGAUUUACCCAUUGAGCUGGCCUCAAAUGCAAUGCUGCUGUGUGGCGAAACGAUCAUGAUUUUUGGCGGCACAGGAUAUCCAUUCGGAGUAACGUGCUCGAACGCGUUGCGCGUUUGUAUACCACGCCGUAAACCGAAAGAUCUGACUGAAGUGGAGGUGAAAGGGGACCCACCGCCACCACAAUAUGGACAGGCUAUUGUAAUAAGUGACAAUUUCCUCUACAGCAUCGGCGGAACCAAUGGGUUCGAUUACACUUUAGAUGUCCACCGGCUGCAUUUACCCACCAGGACAUGGGAGUGUGCUUACGAGUGCAAUCAAAACAUUCGCGAAGAUCCUUCGGGAAGAUACCGACACGAGCUGGCGUACGAUGAUUCUAAAAUUUACGUGAUUGGCGGCGGAACGAGUGAUGCAGUUUUUAUACUAUCUAAUAUUCCCGUGUACGAUAUGAAAGCUAACAAGUGGGAAUACUUGCUAACGAAACCCGAUCCACUGGCAAACUCUCCGGGGAUUCCGACUGCCCGCAAGUGUCAUUCGUGUGUACAGAUUCGCACGGAUCAAGGCGUGGAGGUGGUUGUAGCGGGUGGAUACGAUGGUGUGAACUACUAUAACGACAUUUGGAAGCUAAACCUCAGCACUAUGCAGUGGAAGAAAAUGCAGAAAUCGAACUUACCGUAUCCGCUAUUCUUCCACGAUGCGGCAAUAACGAGCGAUGGUUGUAUGCACAUUUUCGGCGGCAUUAAGUACAGCAAUAACACGAGUGUUCGCACGAACACGCUCUACAGGAUGUGGACCACAAUACCACGGUUAAGUGUGAUCGCCUGGGAAGCGCUAUUGCAUUACAUUCCAAGCUUGCCCAGCAGGAGGCCCGAAGAACUGUUGGAAGCCGGAAUUCCGCGCCAGUUUGUUGAGCGAGUACAAGAAUGAGUUCUUUGUGUCUGGGGAAUUUGUUUCUGUAUAAACGACUAUCACCCUUGCUUCUAAGUUGAACAAUGUUUUUUCAUCUGAAUGUAACCCCUCCCCGGAAUAACAAUUAAGGGCAUGAAAAGUUUGUGUAAUAAUUUCUGUUUGAAAUCUUUUAAAAAAGUGAAAUAAAACUUACAACAUGAAGAGCUUCGAUUGGAAAUUGGA
Messenger RNA from Anopheles funestus (African malaria mosquito), 1736 nucleotides. It is a transcript of the gene slim, whose product is annotated as kelch domain-containing protein 10 homolog. NCBI's taxonomy places the organism in Eukaryota, Metazoa, Arthropoda, Insecta, Diptera, Culicidae. The record is from RefSeq and is a predicted model, not a curated record. Gene Ontology annotation, biological process: positive regulation of stress-activated MAPK cascade. The transcript has 3 exons. Gene Ontology annotation, molecular function: protein binding. Bases 153 to 1532 code for a protein of 459 amino acids.